Molecule: messenger RNA, 4057 nt
Organism: Alosa alosa (allis shad)
Lineage: Eukaryota; Metazoa; Chordata; Actinopteri; Clupeiformes; Clupeidae
Gene: fkrp
Product: fukutin related protein
Biological process (GO): protein O-linked glycosylation via mannose
Cellular component (GO): Golgi apparatus
Source: RefSeq, a predicted model, not a curated record
AUGAUCUCACUCCAACUUCCUGCGUGUGUACUCGUCUAGGAGAAACAAACGGCGAUACUGUAUACUGUCUGACUGACUGACUGACCAGAGAAGAGGGCGAAGGGGAAAAAAAAAGCUGCCGUCACACGUUCCCCUUCAUCCGUUUUUAUUUGAAUGACAUAUUGUAGAAAACAAAAGGAUUACACGAGGCAUGUUGACAGUAAUCUUAAUCGUUGCAUGCAGUAGCCUAGCGUAACUGCCCGGAUUGCUCUAAAAUGCCAUCAACAAUGCAGCACGCGAUCGUUUUAUUGAUGGACAGAACAUCUGCUAAUGUUUUAUAAAGCCACGACGAACGCCUGUAGCAGCAGCAGCUUUGCCCAUUGCUCAUAGACUACAGCUCUCAUCUCAAAGGAAUAGCAGAUGUGCUACUAUGGUACCAGACAGGUGUGACACUCUACAGUGACGAGAUUCUCAGACACACACGGAUGUCUGCCUGCUCCGGAACCUUCCCCUUGAUGAGAGAAGCCGGUCUGACACCAGGCACAUGGUCAGCAUGCAGGCCGGCCCUCGUCUGUCCGCUCUCUUGAAAGCUGCUCUUCAAUGAUAAUGCUGGAGACGGCGGCCAUUUUAAACAGGUGAAGAGAGGUCUGUAUGAAAGGUACAGGUCACUGACCGUGCCACCAAUGCUACUGUAACCCCAAGACACAACCAGGCAGAAUGGCAUCAGGGAUUGUGUUACAAGAGUAUGAGGAGCCUUGAUCAGACAGCCUUUCACCACUGCACCACCACGACACAAAAUAACUUAGAAAAGAUUAGUGUUAGUUAGUGUACAGUAAGUGAUGGAUUUGGAGUUGGCGUUGGAUGCACUUUGACCCACAGAAUCCCAUCAGUACCCUUUGGUUCUGUGGUCUGGGACUCCAGGUGUGUGCCUAGCCUAGCCUGGCCUAGCCGCACCUCGCCUUGUGGCCAUGCGGGUGAGCUUCUGCCAGGCCCUGUUGGCGGGCGCCAUCGUGAUCAACCUGCUCAUCCUCUACUACGUGUCGCGCGCCCAGCAGCAGAUGAUGGAGCGCCGCCAGGAGCAGACCAAGGGCUCCAAGAAGACUGGCCUGUCCGGCGCCGGAGGUCUCGGGGCUGGGGUGGGACCGGCAGCAGUGGGGCUGGGAGGUGGCGGUGGGGUGGCUGGGGCGAAGUCGGACCUGAGCGGGCGCAACGGAGGCGGGGGCAGCCCGCGUGUGACGGUGCUGGUGCGGGAGUUCGAGGACUUUGAGAACUAUGUGGGCGAGGUGGCGCGCUCGUUUUUGCGCCAGCGGCCAGACCUGCCCUUCCUGGCGGUUGCGGACACGCCGCCCUACCCGCCCCUGGCGCUGCCCGAGGGAGGGGCCGCCAGGCUCCUGGUCCUGGCCCCCAGCCCUGAGUUGCCCCCUCAGGCCAACCGGCCAGAGUUCCACGUGCAGACGGAGUUUGUGCUGCUGGUGCCGGACGGGGUGGAGCUGGAGCACGGGAGACAGGUGGAGCACCUGAUCCGUGAGCUGGAGGGUGAGGGUGGGGGUACGGUGCGUCUGGUGGCGGCCCCCGUGCUGUCGCGCUCGGCCGUCCAGUGCCUGCACCUGCGCGUCAGCAUGCGCGAGUGGACGGCCACAUACUCGCCGGCCGCCUCGGGCAGCAGCGGCAGCGUGUGCACGGCGCUGUCCGGCGACGCCGUGGUCCUUCUGCGCGCCGAGGACCUCUUCAACCUGUCCACGCCGCUCGGGCGGCCGCUGCUGACCUCGCUGUUCGUGCAGACGGCGCUGCGUGGCUGGCGCGUCAAGCUCCUGGAGGCACCGUGCUUCGCCGCCGGCCGACGGCCGCUCUUCGGCUCGGCGCACAGCCAGUGGAAAGCCGAGGCAGCGGAAGGAAGGAAGGCGGUGCUGUGAGUUAACGGUGCCGGCCUCCGGUUGCUGCUGCCCGACGGCCGCGCCGAGCAGUGGUUCGGCUCGCGGCAAAGGAACGCCAGCUGCUUCGACGCGGUCUUACGACCGCCCGACUACCUGUACCUGGAGCGCUGGACGCCCCCCUGCUGCCUGCGCGCGCUCCGCGAGACCACCAAGCACGUCAUCGGCGUGCUGGAAGGCGCCGGCGUGCGCUACUGGCUAGAAGGGGGCAGCCUUCUCGGGGCGGCCCGCCACCAGGACAUCAUCCCCUGGGACUACGACGUGGACCUGGGCAUCUACCUGGAGGACGUGCCCAACUGCGAGCAGCUGCGAGGGCUGGACUCGGGCUCGCUGGUGGACGCCAAAGGCUACGUGUGGGAGCGGGCGGUGGAGGGCGACUUCUACCGCGUCCAGUACAGCGAGGUCAACCACCUGCACGUGGACCUGUGGCCGUUCUACACGCGCAACGGCGUCAUGACCAAAGACACGUGGACGGAGCACAAGCAGGACGUGGAGUUCCCCGAGCACUUCCUGCAGCCGCUGGUGCCCAUGCCCUUCGCCGGCAUCACCGCCUACGCGCCCAACAACCACCGCGCCUUCCUCGAGCUCAAGUUUGGGCAGGGCGUCAUCGAGAACCCGCAGUACCCCAACCCUGCCAAGAAGAGACUGGACCGCAGCCGCCUCUGAGACGGUUGGGGGGUUGGGGGGGGGGGGCAAAGGCACGAGGGUGAGAAGGGGUAUCAUGGUACAGUAUGCCAGAACCAGCUUGUCCAUUGCAGCCUCAACACAUUGGGAACUUGUUGAGGAUAUUCGGUGAGAAAGAUCGCAAACUUUUAAAUACUUGAGGAUGAAAGAUUGAGGUUAAUUGGGGUUUGGUUUGGCGUGUGCGUGCGUGUGUGUGUGUGUGUGUGUGUGCUUGCUUGUGUGUGUGUGUGCGGGCUUGUGUGUGUGUGAACCCUUGAAGACACUAAAAGGCAGCUGUAAAGCUGUAAUUAUGCUUUACUGGACAUGGUCAGAUCAAGGUGCUGUGUGGUGCGCUAAUUACAGUUGAUAAUACUGCGAUUACUGAAACACUAACAGUGCUGCCAUUAUAGACUAUAAUUUGGUAAGAGAUGUCUUCCUAGUCAGGCUCUUCAGAUACAAUGCCAACGAUAGACUGCAAGGGAACUAGGAAGGGAAUGGAGAAUCCUUCAUGUCUCGGGACUGCCAUGUGAUCAUUUCGAUAAAGCCAGUCCCACCACACACUACUAAGUAGACACACUAAUGUACAAACACAAAUGUUUAAUUUCCUUGUAAGCCCAGUCCAGACCACCACGAGAAAACGAUAUAAGAAACAAAGGCAUUGGAACUUGCUUUGUGAAGGUAGCAGAAUUGUUUUUUUCAGCCCCAAAUAGCUCAAUGUGCAGUGGUCCAUAGAUGAAUCGGGACCAGGUUCAUUUCAUAAGGCUUCACACAGUUCAGUUUUCUCCUUUUUUGAGUGUUUUAUUUCCACUUUUUGAGAGGAAGAGAACCUCAGGAAAACCUGGGAUGGUUGAAACGUUUGAACGUCAAUAAAAAAAUAAAAAAAAUCACUGAAGGAGAAAACUUUGGUCAUUGGUUUUUGGAUUUCCCUUGGCCUGCGCCUGCACAUUUACCUGUACUACUGAUUGAUCGAGUGAGUGGGUGGGUGAGUGAAUGGAUACAUGUUGCACAGAUUCACUUUAACAAACUUCACUGAAGUUUGCACUGAUUCAUUGUGUUCAUAUGCUACUGUUUGUUUGCGUUAUUGUUUACCAGGACACUAUUUGAUCGUUUCAUUUUACAUUUCUCUGUGUGGUUCUCCCCCCAGUAGUGGGUCUCCAUGUGGUGAUGAACUCUUGCAGGUAUCCCAAUGGAACUGAAAAGUUACACAACACUGAACAAAGACUACCUUCAACACCUUUAAGCAUCACACACCCACACACACACACAGAUAUAAAUGUGCAUUUUUUGAGGAAGACACCAGGCUAUGUGAGAUUCAGUACCUACUGUAGCUAAAUGUAUACGGUAAUGUUUUAAGAAGCAAUUUGUGGCAUAUGACAUCUGUUAUCUGUUACACAGUUUACACACACAUACACUCACUCUCACAUCACACUCCACUUUACAGGGCUGACUCAUUACACCCCAAAUAAAAUUAUCUUAUGACUCCA